ACUCCAGGGGUGGGCGGGGCUUCCCCAGAGCCAGCCCCUUUCCCUUCCGCGUGGAAGGCGCGAACCCGGAAGGAGGCGAUGGCGGCGCGCGGAUCGGCCCUGGCCUUUGAGCUGAGCAUCCCUUUCCCGUCGUCGUCAUUGGCACGGAUUGCCCUGGGCUCCUUGGCCCCAGACCCUGAGCCUCGCAAAGGAGGGAUCAGCAAGGAACUCAGUGUGACAGAAGAUACCUUGCACGUAUGCUGGAGAGCAGAUGAAGCCCGGAUCUUGCGUGUUUCUGUCAACUCCUUUCUGGAGCAUCUCUCUUUGGUGGUGGAGACCAUGGAUCUGUUUGGACCUCCUGUGGCUUGAGAAGAACUUGACCUCAACAACAGACUUGGUCCGAGCAUAUGAAUGGCCAUUGUCAAUAAGGUACUAGACAAUCCUUCCAUAGAGCAAAGAUGUUGGACUUCUAGGGAUACUGGUAGACAAUUGGGCAUCAAAAGUCAAGCUGGGAUUACUUUGGUAUAAAAUUGAGGUGGAAGCAGUGGCCUAUUAUUUUUUCAGAUUGUGUCUCCCAUAAUCCCUCACCUUUGUGCUAUUUGUGGGAGCUGUGAUUCAAAAAAGGUCUGGAACUCACAGGUGUAUAGAGAGUAUAAGAGAGAUAUGUCAAAUCUGUAUUUCUCAUAUAUUGCCCAAUGCACUUGUGUCAACUGAUUAAAGACGUUUGAGCCACG
Molecule: messenger RNA, 713 nt
Organism: Anolis sagrei ordinatus
Lineage: Eukaryota; Metazoa; Chordata; Lepidosauria; Squamata; Anolidae
Gene: LAGE3
Product: L antigen family member 3
Cellular component (GO): EKC/KEOPS complex
Source: RefSeq, a predicted model, not a curated record